Messenger RNA from Linum trigynum, 1163 nucleotides. The record is from the annotation of a GenBank genome assembly. NCBI's taxonomy places the organism in Eukaryota, Viridiplantae, Streptophyta, Magnoliopsida, Malpighiales, Linaceae.
CUUACCGACGACGAGAAAGGCUCAAGUGAAGAGGAGGACGUUGACAAGGAUAUCAAAGUGGAAUAAGCUCCAACUGGGAAGCUUAUGACCGUCAGCUGGAGAACCCUUACCGUUGAGACUUUGCCGGAUUCAGAUCAGAGGAACAAUUUGUUUCACUCUAGGUGUAUGGUUGCCGGAAAUUUGUUGUCAUUAAUAUCGAUGGAUGCAUCUGUGCUAACGUCAUUAGCCAAAAAAUUGUGACAAAGCUCAGGUUGAGCACAACCAGAAAUCCUAAGCCUUACAAUCUACACUGGCUUAACAACUACAUGGCAAUAUGAGUAACAAAGCAAGCCAAGGUGAACUUUGAGAUCAGAGCAUACAAGGAUGAGCUCGAAUUCGAUGUGGCUCCAAUGCAAGCUGCUCAUUUGCUGCUAGGGAGGCCCUGGAAAUUUGAUCGUGCAGUGACCCAUGAUGGAGGCACCAAUUGUUACAAAUUCAGGUGCCAUGGUAAGAAAGUUGUACUGAAACCUUUGUUGUCGGAAGACGUUCAAGCAGAUCAGAGGCAAUUGGAAGCCAGUCGAAGGCGAACCAAAGGUGAAUCCAGUGUGAAGAAGCUAGAGAGUCCACUACUAGCGGCGUUUCAUGUUGAGUGGAUAUAAGAAAGAAAGGAUACCUCGACGUCGUCGACCCUGCAACUCUUCGCUGGAGCAGAGCAAGAGAGAGGGUGAUUUGGGUGGAGCCCUGGAGAGCGAUCCAACCCCAACUGAAAACGUCAUCACAAUCCAUGAUCUGUAGGUAAGCUUCACCACAAUCAGGAUUGGGUCGAAUUCAACUGGAUUACAUAAUCCGAUUCGAGCUGAAAUUACUAUGAAAACGAGCAAACUCGAUGAAAAUUGGUCCAUUGGUUGGACGUUUGAGAAUGAUUCGACGUAAGCUACUAGUGUGUCAGGGAAGGAAGUCUGAAGCUGUAGGAAGCUUCAAUUUCACUCGGAGAUCCCUGGAGUGAAAACGCCCAAAUCAAAAUUGAAGUUUCUGGGUUCUGGCAAUUUGAACCUCGACGAUGGCGAGAAAGAUGGAAUCGUCGAUUCGACGACUAUGGCAAUGAGUCGAUAGGGGAGACUGGCCCAGAAUUGCAAUUCGAAGUCUGACAAAACUCGUGGAGGCAAUGAAUUAGGCUAGGAAUG